AUGAGUUGUUUCCCAUGUUGUGCUUCAGAAGAGAGAAUCAACAAGAGAUCAUUGAAGAAAAGUAUUAAGGAAUACCAUGAAGCAAAAACCAUAACCUCAUUUGCCAAUAUCUCUUUUAAAACUGAUAGUGGCAAGAGAAGGUUCAUAGCAGAUGAGAUAGCAAAGCUUGGAAAAGGAAAUGUUACCUCUAAGGUAUUUUCGUAUCGCGAUCUAUGCAAUGCGACUCAGAAUUUUCAUCCUCUAAAUAUGAUUGGGGAAGGAGGUUUUGGAAGAGUAUACAAAGGAAUGAUCAAAAGCACAAAUCAAGUUGUUGCUGUGAAACAACUUGACAGAAAUGGAUUUCAAGGGAACAGAGAAUUUCUUGUAGAGGUUUUGAUUUUGAGUCUUUUGCAUCAUCAAAACCUCGUGAAUUUAGUAGGUUAUUGCGCCGAAGGUGACCAGAGGGUUUUGGUAUAUGAAUAUAUGGAAAAUGGUUCCCUAGAAGAUCACUUGCUUGAUGUAGCUCCUGACAGAAAGCCGUUGGACUGGAAAACUAGAAUGAAGAUUGCAGAAGGAGCGGCAAAAGGGCUUGAAUAUCUACAUGAGCAAGCAAAUCCUCCGGUGAUAUACCGUGAUUUCAAAGCAUCAAACAUUUUAUUAGAUGAAAGCUACAAUCCAAAGCUUUCGGACUUUGGACUUGCAAAGCUAGGCCCGACUGGUGACAAGACACAUGUAUCCACCAGAGUGAUGGGAACUUAUGGCUAUUGUGCUCCUGAGUAUGCGUCAACGGGACAAUUAACUACGAAAUCGGAUGUGUAUAGUUUUGGAGUUGUGUUCCUGGAGAUUAUCACAGGAAGAAGAGUCAUCGACAAUUCGAGACCGUCUGAAGAACACAAUUUAGUGAUUUGGGCGCAACCUCUUCUAAGAGAUAGAAAUCAAUUCACAAAAAUGGCAGAUCCAUUGCUAGGAGAUAACUAUCCGAUAAAGGGUCUAUAUCAAGCUCUAGCUGUAGCAGCAAUGUGUCUUCAAGAGGAAGCUGAUACGCGGCCGUUAAUCAGCGAUGUAGUUACUGCUCUUGAAUUUCUAGCCAACAAGAAAGAAGAAGAUGGAGAAAAACUAACAAAAGAGACUUUUGCUUCUCAAGGUGGAAAUCAUGAAUCUAAUGUUGUAAAGAAUGACGAUGAAGAAGAAGAUGAGGAUGAUGAUGAAGAUGAAGAUGAAGAUGAGGAUGACGACGAGGAUGGUGAUGACGAAGAUGAAGAGGAUGAUGAUAACGAUAAUGAUGAUGAUAAGGAUGAUGAGAAAGUUCAUAGAAGAUAUAGUGAAUGA
Molecule: messenger RNA, 1308 nt
Organism: Lathyrus sativus (Indian pea)
Lineage: Eukaryota; Viridiplantae; Streptophyta; Magnoliopsida; Fabales; Fabaceae
Source: the annotation of a GenBank genome assembly